CUUUUACAGACAUACUAUCAACUUCCGGUUGGGUGUGAGCGACUGUCUUGCCUCUCAAAUAUCUGUUUUUCUUCCCUGAGGGUCUGAAUUUAACAUUUGCGUUUCUCGAAUAACGGCGUCGUUCUGUUCAGUUAGAAAAUGUCCAAGUCCCUGAAGAAGAUAGUGGAGGAGAGUCGGGAGAAGAAUGUGCCGGAGGUGGAUAUGUGUGACAGAGGAAUAUCAAACCUGCUGGAUAUUCCUGGACUUUUCACCCUGUCCAACAUAACCCAACUGGUCCUGAGCCACAACAAGUUGACUGGGGUGGCUCCCAACAUUGCAGACUUGAAGAACUUGGAGGUGUUGAACAUGUUCAAUAACCAAAUUGAAGAACUUCCAACUCAAAUUAGCAGCCUUCAGAAGCUUAAACAUCUAAACCUUGGGAUGAACAGGCUGAGCACACUUCCGAGGGGGUUCGGGUCUCUUCCAUCAUUGGAGGUUCUGGAUCUCACAUAUAACAACUUGAACGAGUCCUCGCUGCCUGGAAACUUCUUUUACCUCACCACCCUGCGCGCGCUCUAUCUCAGCGACAACGAUUUUGAGACUUUGCCCCCAGACAUCGGCAAGCUGGCCAAGCUACAGAUAUUGAGUCUUCGAGACAAUGACCUCAUCUCUAUGCCCAAAGAGAUCGGAGAUCUGACACAGCUAAAGGAACUUCAUAUUCAAGGGAACAGACUCACUGUACUGCCUCCUGAACUUGGUAACCUGGACCUGACGGGCCCAAAGCAGGUGUUUAAAGCUGAGAACAAUACCUGGGUGACUCCGAUAGCAGACCAGUUCCAGCUUGGCAUCUCCCAUGUGUUUGAAUACAUCCGCUCGGAGACCUACAAGUACCUUUACGGACGACACAUGCAGGCCAACCCGGAGGCGCCCCCGAAGAACGCGGAUAAAUCCAAGAAGAUUAGCCGCAAGCCACUGGCUGCCAAAAACAAGUGAAGACGGCGGAGAGACGAUCCGGCCUUCCGUGCUGAACCUCACUGCAUGUGCCUUUCCACGUUUUAUAUUUAUUCAGAAAAUUUGUUUCACAUUGCUUCAGUGUUAUGUUAAUGUUACCCCUCGUUGUUUCAUGCUUUAAGGAACAGUUCACCCAAAAACAAACGUUUUUUCCUCCUCAUGUCAUUCAAAACCUGUAAAUGACUAUUUCUACUGUGAAACGCAAAAGAAGAUAUUUUGAAAAGUCAUAGGGGUCCAAUGUUGUUCGGUUACCAACGUUCUUCUUCUUUUGUGUUCUGCAGAAGAAAGAAAGUCAUGCAGGUCUGGAAUGGCAUGAGAGCGAAUAAAUGAUGAAAGAAUGUUUUUUUUUGGCUAAACUGUCCUAAAAAAAUCAUUUCUUAUCAUCCCUGUCCUGAGUAUCAAAGAGGACCUGCUGAUUUUGCAAUAUCUGAAAAGCCAAACAAGUGUCCUUUUUAAACCAAUUUUGACCUUUUUUUAAUGACCUUAAAGUGUGAAUAUUAAGUUGCUUUGACGUUAAUCAAGUUUCUGAGCAUUUCAUUCGGGUCUCUGUUGUCUCUAGUAAAGCAGAGGAGGUAUUGUUCUAUCCAGCCAUCCAAACAAGGAAAGCAGCGUUUCUUAGUGAAUUCAGGGAGGCAGUGACAAUGGUUGUGCAACCGUAGAGGGAUUUAUCAAGACUUUCGGGGACUUAGCCGAGUCUGAGCAAGAUUGUGUCAGGUCUCGGGGGGGACACUGCUGACUGCUUCCUCUGGCUCUUAAUGACAGAUAUGAAUGGCUGCGAGCGUAAUUUUCAGAUGGUACACACAGCAGAGACCAGACAGAAACGUCCCGCUGCCCAUUUGAGAGGGUCAGCGAGAUAUUGAAACAAAUCACAGAGGGCGAUCUCUGUAAUGACGGCACAAAACCCUAUACAUACCAGGCAUGUUUUCUGUUGCGAUUGGAUUCAGGUUAACGUGACGUUGCAACUUUGAUUUACUAACAGUAUUGUUCAGGAUUGUGGUUGAAAACAUUUCACAAUAUAUUUUUUGGCAUCAUGAUGCCUACUAUGUACACUAACAUCUUCUAAUUCUGCAAUGCAUGACUGAAUUUGAAGUUUUUCUUUUUUACGGAUGUUUUAUUGUAUAUUUUAAAGGCUCACGCUAUGUUUCAUUACAAUCACCUUAAAGCUGUAAUAUUUUAAUAUCUUUUAUCAUGUUCAUAUGAAGCUAUGUACUGAAUUUUUGACGUUGAAAUAAAGUCAACAUUUUGUUGGACAAGGUAGUAUUUA
Molecule: messenger RNA, 2254 nt
Organism: Triplophysa dalaica
Lineage: Eukaryota; Metazoa; Chordata; Actinopteri; Cypriniformes; Nemacheilidae
Gene: rsu1
Product: Ras suppressor protein 1
Exons: 9
Coding region: 139-972 (277 amino acids)
Molecular function (GO): protein binding
Source: RefSeq, a predicted model, not a curated record